UUAGGUUUUCUACCUCCCUGUGAAUUCGAUCCCAAGUAUUACAACUCGACCUCUUAUUUGAGAGAGUAUAAAUCACUCUUUAGGGUAAUUUGAGUGAUAUCACCUUCUUGUGGAAAAAUGCGUAAAAGGACCCAGAACAAAAGGCGGGCAAGGCAAAACUUUUUUUUUAAUUGGUUGUUAUUUGGAAAUGGUGGUCCUCCCCCUGCAUGAAGUUGUUUGUUUGUCUUGUGUUUGUUUCGGACAACUGCGCAAAACUUGACUAUUAUACCUCUCUUAUUUGUUUUCAAAUGACAUUAGUAUUAUCUAUAUCUAAACUCGGUUAUCAUAGUUUUACAUUUGAGUUCUCAACAAUAACUUAUCGUCCAAACAAAUGUGAUAAUUGUAAUUGAAAAAUUAAGAAAUGUCAUAUAUGUGCAUUAUAAAACCUUACCACUCCAAUCACACUUUUGUCAUGAAUAACUACAUAGAAAUGAGAUGUUCGAGUUAUAUGUAUUUGCAAAUUAUUAUUGUAUACAACAAUAUAAGUACCAUUUUAGAAAACAAUAUUGGAGAGUAAAACUAAAAUAUCUGAUUAUAUUGAUUAGUAAAACUAAAUAAAUUAGAAACCACCAAAGGUAUAACUAUGACCAAAUUUAGUAUAACUAGUAUCUUUUGUAUAACUAAGAACAAAUAGAGUGGAGGGAAAUGAAAAUUGUUUUCCCGCUUAAACACUUAAAACAUUUGUUUCUUUUUAUUUUUCCUAUAUCGAAAUAACUGUCUCCCCAAUCCCAACCGGAACAGCUCACUUUUUCUUAUCCAUCCGUCUCUCUUUGAAUUCCCUCUCUAAAAAAGAAUCCAACUUUCUCUUGUUUUCGCUGAAUCAUGACGCAUCCAGACGAGGAGUACCGUGACAUGAAGAAAGCAAAGAGAGAAAACGACAUGCGUGGGUACAUCAACGACGCCCAUCACGGGAUUCUGACCAGAUGUUUCUGUGGAGAAAGAAUCGUCAACAAGUUUUCUCCGGCUAUAAAGUUUCCCGGUGACUUUGAUACUCUGCCUGGAAGGAGGUACUUCACUUGCGCCAAGUUUGAGAAUGAUGGAUUCCACUUCUGUCAUUCAUGGGUAUUCGCCAUGGAGGAAGAUGUUAAGGGCAUGCUGAGUCGUGUGGAUGAGAUGUAUGCACAGAUUGACAAGCUCAAGGACCAGCUUAAGCGUGUUACCCAUCCAUAA
Brassica napus (rape) is the source of this 1209-nucleotide messenger RNA. RefSeq lists its product as uncharacterized. NCBI's taxonomy places the organism in Eukaryota, Viridiplantae, Streptophyta, Magnoliopsida, Brassicales, Brassicaceae. The transcript is spliced from 2 exons. The coding region runs from base 862 to 1209 and encodes 115 amino acids. The record is from RefSeq and is a predicted model, not a curated record.